Ectocarpus sp. CCAP 1310/34 is the source of this 778-nucleotide messenger RNA. The record is from the annotation of a GenBank genome assembly. Lineage: Eukaryota; Phaeophyceae; Ectocarpales; Ectocarpaceae.
AUGGACUCUACUCAGACGCCUCCGAGACGCCAGUCAGACAGGCGCAGCACGCCUAGGCACCACAACCCAGAUGAGGGGUACGGCAGCCCCCCAGAUGGGUCUGGGUUGGCAGGAGAAUUCGCACUCGCACGCCGACCCGUCUCCUGGCGACGCAGCUGGAGGCGGUGGUGGUACGCCCGAGCCGGAGGGUGGAUCAGCAGCCAACAGAGUGGGCAGCGUGCCGGGGGCAAGGCGAAGCAGAAGCCUAACGACGAAGGUUCCACUCGUCUCUGUUGGACGCCUGCGGAGAAGGUCGUACUCUGGAAGGCUUUCCAGAAACAAAAUCCUUUUGCAGAGAGUGGGCAGAAACUGAUGAGAAAACAUUGGCGUAGGGUAGCCGCUUACGUCAUCGAGGACCAGGACGUGGAGGUAUACACGAACGAAGGAGGCAGGGAGACCCCUCGUGUGUUGCAUUCAUGUUAUCCUUGUGGGUCUUACGGUAAGGGUUAGCAUCACUUUGAAUCUUCUAGUAGUGCGAGGCAGUGGUCUCACGAGAACAUUUCCCACAUGACGUGCUCGCGUUAGGCGUAAAAGGUGUUUCGUCUAUGCCGGAACAAGGUGCCACACUUUCAUUGUGCGUUCAUGUCUGCUGUGAGUUUCUGGAGACGGGGUGGAGAGAUUCCAGGCUCCCGCCACGUUCUGAACUGCUAAUUCUGGCACAAGAUGAAAUACUGCAACACUAUGCAUGAGGGAGUUACGCCUAUUACAAUUGUAUGCAUAGCACUGACAUGGCCGCCAG